Messenger RNA from Drosophila innubila, 2970 nucleotides. RefSeq names its product inner centromere protein (gene Sas-4). The transcript is spliced from 2 exons. Bases 99 to 2876 code for a protein of 925 amino acids. Gene Ontology annotation, cellular component: centrosome; centriole; nucleus. Gene Ontology annotation, biological process: centriole elongation; cilium assembly. Gene Ontology annotation, molecular function: tubulin binding. NCBI's taxonomy places the organism in Eukaryota, Metazoa, Arthropoda, Insecta, Diptera, Drosophilidae. The record is from RefSeq and is a predicted model, not a curated record.
UUUACAACACUCUUAUUUGGGCUUCUUUUUUGAAUGCAUAGCGUCAGAUCCUAAAAAAAAUAAACAAUACGUAGUUUUUAAGAAAUUUACAGUGAAAUAUGCAAGAAUCUGGUGAAGAUGCUAUUGCUGCCCCAAUUGCCACGGAACAGGAUAUAACAACGCGUUUGGCCGCUCUGAAUCGCUGGCAAGAGGAACAAAAACGUUUGCUGGAGGAGCGUCAAAAUAAUCAGCGUUUAAUGUUGGGCUUGGAACAGCGUAAAAUGUAUCAAAUGCUCGGAUUGAUGCACAACGAGCUGGAUCCAAUGGACGAUUCCGAUGCAUCGGAGCAGGAUGAACAAAUGCUGAGCAUAGAAAUGCCGCGCCAUGCGGACUUUCAGGAGCAAGAGGAGGAGAUGGAACAGAGAGGCUUGGAAUUGGUUGAGAUUCCUGCAAAUCAAACGAGUCCACAACCAGCAAAGCCCAAACGUCCAUUUCUACGAAGAGGUGAAGGUCUCAAGCAGCGCUUCAAAGUGCAUCCCGAUAAUUUGCGCCUGGACAAUUUGCCGCGCUACAAGUUUGCCAAUGCACAUCCGCAGUAUCGUGCACCUGCACCUGGUAAGCCACAAAAGCGCAGCAUUUUAAAGACCAGAAAGCAGCCCAGAGUAGUUGCUGAGUCAGCCGCAAAGCCGCCAUCUCCGUUGUCCUUCAAGGAACAGCGUUUUCAACAGCUGCUGAUGAAUGCCCAAACCGUGUGCAGCUCCACACCAGAUCUGAAGUCAUCGUCUGCCUCGUCCAGCAAUACCGUGUCCACUAUUUCACCCAAGGUGCGUUUUGUUGAGCAGAGCGACACAGACCGCGCAAAAGGACAGACGGCCGAUGACGAGGAGUCUUCCCGUGAGAUGAGUCCCAGUGCCUUGAGGAAUCUUUGCUGGGCCAAAGUCCUGGACACGCAGCAAAUAAAGCCGCCCGUGUUGCAACGUCGCUCGACGCAAAUCUGCGUUGAAAAUGACGAAAACAUAAGCAUCUUUGAGUUGCUGGAGCAGAAGGCGCGUGAAGGCAGCAUCGACAUGAACUCGAGCUGUAUCCGUACAUUUAUGGCACGCAAGGAGCAGCGUCGUGACGUCGACGCCGCUGAUGACAGCGAUCAGAUUGUGGUUACCCAACAGAUGCGGGAAUUGCGAUUGCAGCCGGAAGUUUCGGAGGCGAUUGAUGAACGCGAUGACGACGAGGAGAACAGCACUUUGACGCCUCUAAGGCUGGCCGGAGGAGGACGAUUACCAGGAAAGACGCAGGUGCGGGUACGCUUCUCAGACUCCAAUGAUACGCAUGAAUAUUCGGAUGAGACAACACUACAGGAUGGAACGAAUGUGCAGCUCUUUGAGGAAUUCAAAGCAGCUUUGUUUCAGGCUCUGGAACAGAAAAAGACACAUGAAUCAAAGGCAGCUCCUGUUGAUGAACCAUUGACGCAGGAGCUGCAAAACAAAGCGAAUCUGGUUCGAACUCGUCUGCAGGAAUUGGAGACUGAAAUUGCCACGUUCAAGGAGCAAAAUGCACAACUGCUAAAGCUCAAGCAGCAGCAUGAAGUGAAUCAGGCACAGUGUGCCCAGGAGCAUCUGGAGGCCAUGGAAAAGGUGCACGAUGAGAAAAUACAAGCAGAAAUCUAUUUGCAUGAUGAGCGCAUGAAGAUCGAAGAGGAACGUCGCAAGUUCGAGCAGCAAAUGCGUAUGCAAAAGAGCAAUGUCAACAGCAAGGAGAAGAGGGAGCUGGCGGCACUCAAGCAGGAAGUGGAGGCUCUCCAGAUGCAGCUCAAGCAGAGGGAACAGACACAUGUCUCGGCUCAGGCGCGACUCCGAGCUCAACUGCGUGCCGGAGAAAAGGAACAACGCAGUUUGCAUGACGAGAUCGAGUUACUCAACCGCGAGAACAAGCGGCUGGAGCAGGAGCUGGUCAAGGUAACGCGAGAGAACAACAGCAAAAUGCUGCAGGAGAUUAAUCGCAACAUUGCCAGAUUGGCGCCAAAGCUGGAAACUACACUGCCGAUCACAAAGCAUACGGAUGAGAAUGGCAGACGCCCCAGCAAAUCUCUGGGUGACAUCGACAAGGACAAAUCAACCAGACAACGCGUGUCCAGUCGUCGCCUCAGCUGCAGUCGCAGUCGCAAGAAACCGGAGCCGUUGAAUGAAAGCUAUGCCUCCAGCAGUUCCGGUGAACUGGAUGAAGUUGUGCUUCCACCAGUUGCAACCAAGUCAGCAGCUGCCAAACCAGCAGCUGUCACGGCAAUCCCAACCGAGACAACUACUCCAGAUAACAACAACAGCAGCAAUAGCGAGUUCAAGCGUGAGAUUGUGAAUGCGGAUGGCAGUAAGGAUAUUUGGUAUCCGAAUGGUAAUCUUAAGAAGAUCAGCGCCGAUGGCAUGAGUGUGCGCAUGCUCUAUUUUAACAAGGACAUAAAGGAGACUGACAUACGUGCCGGUACAGUCAAGUAUUACUAUGCGGAGACAAACACAUGGCACACCAGCUAUCUGGAUGGCUUGGAGAUAUUGGAAUUUCCCAAUGGACAGACCGAGCAUCGCCAUAAGAAUGGCAUCAUUGAGAUACACUUUCCCAACAAUACCAUUAAAAUUGUAGAUCCCAGUGAUGCAGAGAAGUUGGAAGAGUGGCGCUAUGCGGAUGGCACGCAUUUAGUUCAGCUCCGGAAUGGUGACAAGAUAUUAAAUCUGCCCAAUGGCCAGAAGGAGAUACAUACUAAGCUAAACAAACGCCGGGAAUAUCCAGAUGGCACCGUGAAGCUCGUCUAUCCGGAUGGCAGCCAAGAGACACGUUAUUCCAAUGGCCGUGUGCGUCUUAAAGACAAGGAUGGCAAGCUAAUAAUGGACACAGAUUAUGCCAAGUAUUAGCCAUGAUUCAAUAAGCAAUUAUUUAAUAUAAACGACUGCAAUGUAACAAAUUAUUUUUAAAAUACAUGAAACUUGUUGACUCGCUAUAGAAUAA